AAAAUAAAAAACGCGGAAGUUUUGUUGAAGUUCGUUGACCAGCUGAGAAACAAAGCGACGAGUUGAAGUUGAACGUCGCAGUUGGAAACUUUGUAUUUGUGUCAGCAGGAAGAGACCCGAGCGCUCCAUCAUGGCCGAAAGCGUUUACGCCCCGACGACGGCUCCGAACCCCAAAUCCUCCUGGUUCACCGUCCCAUCAGAGAAUCUGGAUAAAAUCCACUUCAUCAUCAAAAUCUUCGAAGUGCUGCUGUCCUUCGUGGCCUUCAUCAUGGAGGAGGUGGUGAACAGCUGCGUCAGCUGUGGCGCCCUCUACUUCUUUGAGUUUGUCAGCUGCACAGCUUUCCUCUUCACCCUGCUGCUCCUCAUCCUCCUCUCCACCACGCUGCACACCAGGACAGGCAUCACCUGCUGGCCCACCCUGGACUUCUUGUACACCGCUGUCAUCGCUGUGUUGUUCCUCAUCGCCUCCGUCGUUUUUGCUUCAGACAAUGGAAACACAACGAUGGAGAGAACUGCUGUGGUGUUUGGCUUCUUGGCGUCAGUGAUGUUUAUCAUUGACCUCGGCUUGUUCGUGAAGGAUCGUGGGAUUCCCUUUAAGAAAGACGCAAAGCAGCAGCCCAGUAACGGCGGCCCGGCGAUAGUGGAGGCUCAGCCUGAGACGGAGAAGCUCAAUGCUGGAGAAUAAGUCUGUUUCUAUGUUCAUGCGU
Messenger RNA from Epinephelus lanceolatus (giant grouper), 707 nucleotides. It is a transcript of the gene cmtm6, whose product is annotated as CKLF-like MARVEL transmembrane domain containing 6. Gene Ontology annotation, cellular component: membrane. The record is from RefSeq and is a predicted model, not a curated record. Lineage: Eukaryota; Metazoa; Chordata; Actinopteri; Perciformes; Serranidae.